Molecule: messenger RNA, 399 nt
Organism: Ixodes scapularis (black-legged tick)
Lineage: Eukaryota; Metazoa; Arthropoda; Arachnida; Ixodida; Ixodidae
Exons: 2
Coding region: 58-369 (103 amino acids)
Source: RefSeq, a predicted model, not a curated record
GCUUGCUACUCAUCAGCCUCACUGUAAGAUUCAUUGCGACACAGCCUUAUUAACAAAAUGAAAAAAGAAAGGUUGCUUCUUAUGCAUCUGCCAGAAGUUCAGCAAAACAAGGAAAACUAUGGCAAAGGUGGUGGGCGAAAGCGAAAGGAAAAACGCCAACGCAGUGACUGUAUUCAAAAAUACAAAAGGAGCAUGGUUCCACAUCAUGACGUAGAAGGUACCGACAACUGUGCAGACCACGUAGAGAUUAUGGCUGCUGAAUGCUCCAAGGCUGCAACAGAUGUGAAGCUCUUACUUCAAAUAAUGGCACAGACGUCACAGGCAAGGAGGGUAGACAUCGCUGGCAAGACCACCACUGAUGUUAUUUAGCUGUACCCGGCCCUCUGCAUUCUCGAAGUG